Messenger RNA from Exophiala aquamarina CBS 119918, 1941 nucleotides. RefSeq lists its product as uncharacterized. The coding region runs from base 1 to 1941 and encodes 646 amino acids. Lineage: Eukaryota; Fungi; Ascomycota; Eurotiomycetes; Chaetothyriales; Herpotrichiellaceae. The transcript has a single exon. The record is from RefSeq and is a predicted model, not a curated record.
AUGGACAUCUGCGAUGCAUUUCCUUCUCGCGCGUCCCAAAAGGAUGGCCAAUACUUCUUCAUUAAUAAAAGCAGAAAGUCGGUCCAUCUCUCGCGAAGCUCCCUGGCUGAAAAGGCUGCUAUCCAAAGUCAUGUACAAACUGGGACCAAACGCAACCGACCGGCCAAAUCUAGGCUCUCCGUCGUGGUGAGUGGUCAUUUCAGAUCCGACAAAGGGCGGAAUUUUGUUUCGUCAAAUUCUGCAUCUAGCGCCGCAACGCAAGAUUCGAAAAUGCUAAGCCAGCGGUCCCCAAAAUCGUUCGCUCUGUCCAAACAAGAGGAGCGCUCACAGAAGCCGGAACGGCCGCUACCAGAAGCCACAAAAUUGGGCACCGCUGGCAGCACUAUCCAGUUCACGCAAUCGAGGGGGCCAACUAUGAGACUUUUAUUCGUUGAUUCUCGUGCCAAAGGCUCGCAAAGGGAACGGGAACUCGAGGAUGCUCAGCGAAAGGCCCAUGCUGCUAUCGAAACACACCGAAAGAAGAAAAUGCGCUCGAGGCAAGGAGUUCUCCAGAGCACAGGGAAUCGAAGUCCGGAUCAAGUGUGGAUUGAAAGCCCAGAAAGCACCUCCACAUCGAGCGGUACUUCGGGGGAACUGGAACAGCCAAGUCAAAUUUUGCGUGGCACAUCUCCUACCGAUCAAAUGAUUCUAUCCAAGAUAGAUCCAUUUGGAACUGGGUCCAUCAAGUUCGACAAAACUGUAGCUAAUUUGCUCCACUAUUACGUUUACUUCUAUCAUCCGACAAUAUGGCCUAACGAAAUGGCUGUCCUCCGUCAUGGCUGUUACGUAUUCGAAGGCGCCGUGAACAACAUCAUGAGCACCGUCAUGGAGGACAAACUUGUCAUGUACUGUCUUCUAAGCGCCGCGGCUUCUCGAUUUCAGUUUGUUGAUCGUCUGCCUUCUGCCGAGGUGAUGGGGAAAGAGGGCUACUACGUACAAAAUGCUCUGCAGCUUCUACGCUGUCACGUUGCCUCCACCCCUUUGCAAGGGUCCGAACAGUUAAGACGACUACUGAUAUGCAUUAUGUUCCUGACAUCUGCUGAAGCAUACAGGGAUGAGGUUUCGGCAGCAAAAACACACCUAAAGGCUGCGGUCGUUCUCUUGAAAGAGAAAGGUGGCCUUAAAUAUAUGCAGGAUGAAAACUUAAGAGGACAGCUUGCUAUGGCUGAUCUAUAUCUAGCCUGCAUCAAGUUGGAACCAUGUUUGUUUGAUUGCGCCUAUGACCCAGGUUCUGCCAGUGCCCUUAACCUAGAGGAGAGUGAACUAGACCAGUUGGAAUGCAAGGUCCUAGGGACGUCCUUUCUGGACAGGGAUACCGACUUGAUUCCCUUGGAGCUAGGGACAUUGAUCGGCCAGGUAUGCGAGACUUACAGCAUCAGGUCUCAGCUCCGGACGUCUUCCAUGGUGGCAUCACGAGUGAUGCAAGCCACUCAUUGGAUUACCACGCGUAACAUGGCUAUCAGGCACAGACUUCUUGCAUUGAAAACAGAUGACUCAAGAGUUCACGCGCUACGCGUAGCAAUAAUCAUGUGGACUUUACUUUCCAUGAAUGUAACUGGACGAACCAAGACGGUCAAGCAUAUGGCGCUAACGUUAAGAUUGAUUCUGGCUGAAAUAUCAGAUCUUGACUGGAUUGAUAGCGAGGACAUUGGCUUGUGGAUUCUUCUGGUUGGGUUCGCUUGUUCUGCCGAGGGAAGUGAGGUAUCGGUGUGGUAUGCAGAACAGUGCUAUUGCUUUGGAAGUGGUUUGAUACCCGUCAGUCUAGACCAGGAUCGUGAGGAUGGUCUUGCAAUGCAAUUGGAGAGCUUCCAGCUUGGGUACUUUUUCGAUCUCCAGGUUCAGAGAUCUCGAACACGGAGACUCGCCCAGCACUGGCUUCAGCUGCAAGAUGUGCAAGGAUGA